Molecule: messenger RNA, 4750 nt
Organism: Leptidea sinapis
Lineage: Eukaryota; Metazoa; Arthropoda; Insecta; Lepidoptera; Pieridae
Product: zinc finger protein 429-like
Exons: 1
Coding region: 216-1361 (381 amino acids)
Biological process (GO): regulation of transcription by RNA polymerase II
Molecular function (GO): RNA polymerase II cis-regulatory region sequence-specific DNA binding; DNA-binding transcription factor activity, RNA polymerase II-specific
Source: RefSeq, a predicted model, not a curated record
UUGUACAUUUGUACACAAUAGUGGCAACAGGGUCCCCACAUGCCACUUCCACUACUUUUUUCUGUUCCAUGAUCAGACCAAACACACUAAAUCAAAAUCUGCUAAGUUGUAAAAUUUUCGAAAAAUAUAUGUUAUAUGUUGUUAAAUAGAUCAAUAAUAUAUUUCAUCUUACAGUUGAAGCAUAUAUCAAGCACAAAAGUAAAAAAAAUAUCUUAAUGCAACAAUACAAUCAAUCUGGUGAUUUGAAGAAAAAUAAUAGAAAACAUACUGGUCACAAGCCACAUUUUUGUAAUGAAUGUGGUAAGAGCUUCGAUCAUUCAAGUGCAUUGAAGGUACACAUAAGAAUUCAUACAGGUGAAAAGCCAUAUUCUUGUAAAGUAUGUGGUAAGAGCUUCAAUCAAACAGGCGCGUUGAAGAAACACAAUAGAAUACACACUGGUGAAAAACCAUAUUCUUGUAAUGAAUGUGGUAAGAGCUUCUAUCUAUCAGGUGACUUAGAGAAACACAAUAGAAUACAUACUGGUGAAAAGCCAUAUUCUUGUAAAGUAUGUGGUAAUAGCUUUAAUCGUUCAAGUGAUUUGAAGAGACACAAUAAAAUACACACUAGUGAAAAGAAUAAAACACACUCUGUUGAAAAGCCAUUUUCUUGUAAUGCAUGUGGUAAGAGCUUCAAUUAUUCGAGUGAUUUGAAGAGACACAAUAAAAUAAAUACUGGCGAAAAGCCAUAUUCUUGUAAAGUCUGUGGCAAGAGCUUCAGUUAUUCAAGUGAUUUGAAGCGACACAAUAAAAUACACACUGGCGAAAAACCAUAUUAUUGUAAAGUAUGUGGUAAGAGCUUCAAUCAAUCAGGUGCGUUGAAGAUACACGAUAGAAUACACACUGGUGAAAAGCCGUAUUCCUGUAAAAUAUGUGGUAAAAGCUUCAAUCAAUCAAGUAAUUUUAUUAAACACAAUAGUUAUCAUACUGGUGAAAAGCCAUAUUCUUGUAAUGACUGUGGUAAGAGCUUCACUAUAUCAAAUGAUUUGAAGAUACACAAAAGAAUUCACACAGAUGAAAAGCCAUAUUCUUGUAAAGUAUGUGGUAAGAGCUUCAAUCAAUCAGGUGCGUUGAAGAGACACAAUAGAAUACACACUGGUGAAAAACUAUAUUCUUGUAAUGAAUGUGGUAAGAGCUUCCUUCAAUCAGGUGCGUUGAAGAGACACAAUAGAAUACACACUGGUGAAAAGCCAUAUUCUUGCAAUGACUGUGGUAAGAGAUUCACUCAAUCAAGUGUUUUGAAGAGACACAAUAAUAAACACACUGGUGAAAAGCCAUAUUCUUGUAAUAAUGUGGUAAAAGCUUCAAUCAAUCACGUGUGUUGAAGAUACACAAUAGAAUACACACUGCUGAAAAACUAUAUUCUUGUAAUGGCUGUGGUAAGAGCUUUACUCAAUCAAGUGAAGAUACACAAUAGAUUUCAUACUGCUAUAUAUGCUAAAAGCUAUAUUCUUGUAAAGUAUGUGGUAAGAGCUUUCAUCAGUCAGGUGAUUUUAAGAUACACAAUAGAAUACACAUUGGUAAAGAGCCAUAUUCUUGUGAUUAAUGUGAAAAGAGCUUCUAUUUGAAGCUUCAAAUAACCUGGUGAUUCGAAAAGAGGAUUGAGGAUUCGUAUUAGUAGAAUGUAAUAUGUAAAAUACACAUAGAUUAAUUUUAAAAACGCGUACAUCUUCCUUGAAGGCUGUCAACGCUCUUGUAAUUCCUCUGGUGUUGCAAGAGAAUGUGGGCGGCGGUGAUCACUUAACACCAGGUGACCCGUACGCUCGUUUGUCGUCCUAUUCCAUAAAAAAAAAUACAUUUAUGUUGUUGGGCUAUCUGUGUCCGUAAGGAAGGAUUUUUUCUGUUUCGUCGAAAAUUGUUGAAUUUUCCGUGUAGAGACUUGUAUGAUUACUGUAGAGUUGGGUGCUUACAAUUAAAUGUUACUCAGCUCUAUCAUAGCUGCCGUGCUUGUCACGGAUAUGUACAGUUAUGUUACUGAGUUACAAUUUGUGAUUGAUGUUUGUUUUUAUGAUUUUAUUACUGUAAAUAGUGCGAGUAAGUGUGCAGUAAACAGCAACUAAUUAUUUUUGAAGUAAUUCUUGUUUCGGCGCGUGAUGAAAGUGAAAUUUUAAGAUGCGCGUGCAUCACAGAUACACAAAAGUAACAGGUUGAAGUUGGUUCCUAAAGUCGUCAUUCGUUUUUUUUUUGUUUCUUCGUCCAUUACUAGGACAGGCAAAGGGUUCAAGCCAGCUGUAUUCAUUAUUUCAUAAUUAAUUGUCAAGGCCAUCUUUGCAAGAUUUUUACAAAAUUGUUAUUUCUAAAAACGUAGAUUAGCACGAGGAAUAAAUCAUUUUAAUGAUUUUUGCUUGGUUAGGCCAAAGAAGUAUUGCUUCUUGCGUGCAUACAUAAGUACACACACACUUAUUUUAAAUAACUGUAGAUAUGUUUCGGUCUUAGAAUAUAAUUUUAUAAGGUGGAAGAAAACUUUAUAUAUAUGAAAUAAAUUGUUACUUAACAAAAUAUUUGAUAUUAUACACAAAUAUGGAGGAACGACGACGUACUGGCGAUAUUUAGGACUGUUUUGGGAAUUGUAAAAAGAACAAAAGUGCGUGUGCAGCAAGAGCUAUUCUUUUAAAUCAACAACCACAAACCUAUUAAUCUGGAAAAUUCCUAAAGAUAAAAUACCUACCUUGUAGCUUACCCAAUAGAACAUGUUGCACCAAGGUAGUUAGAUACUUGGCUAUAGAUCCUAGUAACCAAUCCAUAAACAACAAAAAAAUUGCAUAGCUCUUGUUCUAAAUAGUAAACCAACACUGCCUUGAAAGAAAUCACUUUUUUGCGGACAAUCACUUAUUUUGUAUUAUGUUUUCUCACUAAUAACUAUUUUACACUUUAGGGUAAAUAAUCGAGAUACUACACCCCAAUUUGGUUUUACCACGGGAAAGUCAACCAUGGAUGCUGGAAUGGCACUUGUCAAACAUGUGUUUGGCUCCCAUGAUGCAAAACCCAUUUUCUGUGAACUUUUGAUUGCGUGGAUUUUAGUACACUUUUACUUUAGCUUAAGUUAUAUGGUCUUUGCGACAACAACCAAAGGCUCCGUAGUAGGCGUGCCACAGGGUUCGAUCCUUGGCCCGUUUCUCUUUUUAGUAGAUAUUAAACGAUCUCCCAUUUAUAGUAGAGAAACUUGAGGAUAUAGUUUUAUUUGCUAAUGACACGUCACUUUAUAUUAAAAAAAAAACAGAAAGACAAUACGGUGGAUAGCAAAAUGCUUAAUGAUACUAUGUUAAAAGUAUUUAUUUGGUUCACAAAUGUUUUGUUAAUCUCCCAUACGCUCCUGUGCACAAGUGUAUUUCGUGUAAGCGUUGUUCGGGUUGAUUCCAGCGGCCGAAUGCCACCACCGGACAUUACGUGCAAAGUACCACCCGCAUCACGUUGACGUCUGACAUUCCACAACCGCGCGUUUUGCUAGAAAUUUCUUGCCUCGCACAGCCACUUUGUGGAAUCAAUUACUGGCUGCAGUUUUCCCGAACAGAUACGACUUAGGAAACUUCAAGAAAAAUGCAUACUCCCACCUUAAAGGCCGACAACGCAUUUCUUGACACACCUGUUGUUGCGGAUGUCCAUGAGCGCUUGCCUCAACUCUCCCCAUAUCGUGAGCCUCUUGCCCGUUUGCCACCUGUUAUAUUAAAAAAAACAACAACAACAUUAUUUUAUAAUUUUUUUUUUAGAAAAUAUUUUUUCGAAGUAAAUCAUAAGAUCAUAUGAUAACGUUCACUUUAGUAAAAAUAAUACAAAGAAUUCAAUUCCAAUGUUUUUAAUUUGACGCGUUUAACAAAAUACAAUACACAAUUUCUUGUACAACUCUGAAAGAGCGGCGAUAUCACAGCACGAAUCUAUCAUAAAUCACAUUUUUUGUUGCCGCUGGUUGGUGGCUACUACGGGCGCGCGGGUCGUGUUGGCAUAUCAGAGGUUAAAUAGUAAAAAAAAAAACAAUUAUAUUCAUUUUCAACCGACCAAGUGUUGUUGCUAUAAUAUGUUAUAUUAAUGUCACCAUUUUUUUAUCAAUAAUUGGUCCAAGCAUAAAAUGGUGAGAAAAACAGGUAAAGGAAACGAUCGAAACGAUGAUACAAAGUCCUAAGACGUUACUCAAAUACAGAAGAUGAUAUUUCAAAUAGUUGUAAUAUCAACAAAUACUAUAGGAGCAACACAUAAUAAUAAAAUGUCUAAUAUCUAACCUUUAACGUAAUACUUUCGUAUUAUAGAACACAGAAAUAUAAAUCGUGCAUAUUAGCCGUAAUAGCGUAUGCAGACAGAUUCGUUCUUAAGAGAACAUAUUUAAUAUAUCUGAAUAUUAGCUCUGUUAUGAACCGUUUAAUAAAGCUGUACAUCAAGUCAUAGAAUCGUGCAGAUGACCAGCAGUCAUCUCAUCGUCAGCAGUCAAGCACCGUCUUCUAUCAUUCGGUUUUAAUGAAUGAGAGAAUGAUGAGGCUGUGGAAUGCGACAUGACAUGUUUUACUGCGAUAGCUAUAUUAUUAGAAUGAGAUAGCGCACAUUGUGUUUUUCUUAAUUGUAAUUAAUGAAACAUUUAACUAUUUGACAAAAUGUAAGCUUUAGUAUUGGUGUGUAAUUUCCUUGUUUGUAAGUAAUUUUUAUAAUAAGAAUAGUAAUUGGCUAAUUAGUUUUAAGGUUUCGUAAAAAUAUAGUGUACCUGAAUUUAAAUAUAUAUUUUGCUCAA